AUGGACCCGCGCGGCGCGCGCGGCGCCGACCGCCCGCCCAACCCGCGCGCCCGCGCCUCCCCGCUGUCGGCGCUCACCUUCGGCUGGGUGCUGGGCACCUUCUGGCGCGGCUACCAGCGCGACCUCGAGGUGGACGACCUCACGCAGCCGCUCACCGAGCACCGCAGCGACCUCCUCGGCGACGUCUUCGAGAAGUACUGGGCCGACGAGCAGCGGCGCGCGGCGCGGCGCAAGGGCGCGCGGCCCAGCCUCACACGCGUGAUAGUGCGCGCAUUCGGCGUGCGCCUCGCGCUCUACGGCAUCGUCCUCGCCAUCAUGGAGAUCGUGCUGCGAGUGGCGCAGCCGAUCUUCCUGGGGCAGCUGGUGCUGUCGUUCAGCAACGACUCGGAGGUGCCGCGCGACGCCGCCAUGGGGUACGCGGCGGGGGUGGUGCUCUGUUCCGCCGCCAACAUCUUCGUCAUCCACCCGUACAUGAUGGCCAUCUUCCACAUGGGCAUGAAGAUGCGCGUGGGCAGCUGCUCGCUGCUGUACCGCAAGGCUCUGCGCUUGAGCAAGACGGCGCUGGGAGACACGACGGCCGGGCAGGUGGUGAACCUGCUGGCCAACGACGUGGCGCGCUUCGACCUCGCUGUCAUCUUCCUGCACUACCUGUGGAUUGGCCCCGUGGAGACGGUGCUCGCCACCUACGUGAUGUACCGCCACGUGGGGAUUGCGUCAGUCAUCGGCGUCGCUACCAUCCUAAUGUUCAUCCCGCUCCAAGGUCAGGAUUUUCUGAGCGAUUUCUACUGCCGUCAAACUGUUUUGCCCAUCAUUUUGAAGAAGACGUCGACGCUGCGCCUGCGCACGGCCAUGCGCACGGACGAGCGCGUGCGCCUCAUGAACGAGAUCAUCUCGGGCGUGCAGGUCAUCAAGAUGUACGCGUGGGAGAUCCCCUUCAACAAGCUGGUCACCACGGCGCGCAAGCAGGAAUUGAAAUGCUUGACGCAGACGUCAUACAUCCGUGGUGUGGUGCUCAGCUUCAUCAUGUUCAACACGCGAAUCUCCAUCUUUACCAGCAUCCUCUCGUACGUAUUCACCGGCGGUGCCAUCACCGCUGAAAAGGUGUUUUUGAUCACGGCCUAUUACAACAUCUUACGACAAACAAUGACGGUAUUCUUCCCUCAAGGGCUCACCCAACUUGCAGAAGCCUUUGUGUCCAUCAGGCGCAUAGAGAAUAGGCUGUUUUUUGAUAACUACUUUGAUUGUACUAAUAUCGUUUGUUACACGAACUUCCAAUUAUUUCAUCACUGCUUCUCUUUAUUGCAGGUGUUAAGUGCAUGUGCAUUACGCACUGAUCUUCAGCAGCUUCCCUACAGUGACAAAACUAUCGUCGGUGAACGAGGCAUAUCCCUCUCUGGUGGACAACGUGCCCGCAUCAAUCUUGCCAGGGCUGUGUAUAAGGAAGCUGAUAUCUACUUGCUUGAUGACCCACUGUCUGCAGUGGAUUCACAUGUGGGCAAACAUCUCUUUGAUGAAUGCAUUAAAGGAUACCUUGCAGGCAAGGUAGUAGUACUCAUUACACAUCAGUUGCAGUAUCUCAAGGAUGUAGACAAGAUUUAUGUAAUGGAGAAUGGCUCAGUGCGACAAGAGGGUACGUUUGUGGAGCUCCAGGAGUCAGGUACUGAUCUCUCUCAACUCAUAGAGAAUGAUUCCAAUGAUACAGUUGAAGCUGCAAAAAAAGAACGUACUUCAACACCUCUUCGCACUUCUCGAGCAAGUAUGUCUAGUGUAGAUGAGAAGUCAAUAAAAGUUCCAUUGGAGGAAGAAGAAUCUCGCAGCCGUGGCACGGUUGCUGGCCAUGUGUAUACACGCUAUUUUGCAGCUGGUGGCAACUGUUGUGUAAUUUUUAUGAUGUUUGUUCUAUGUGCUGCUGCUCAAGUGGCUGCUAGUGGAGCUGAUUAUUGGAUUACAUAUUGGACUAGAGCUGAGCAAUAUUCUGCUUGGAAUCAAAACAACUCUUCAAAUUCAAGUGAUACAUUCGAUGACGUAGGAUUAGAGGAAAAGAUGCUGUCACGAGAGGAUUGCAUUUAUAUAUACGCAGGAAUCAUUGGAGCAGUAGUGGUUUUGUCCUUGGUUCGUUCUUUUGUUUUCUUCAAAGUUUGCAUUCGAGCUUCUCAGAGGUUGCAUGAUGCUAUGUUCUAUUGUGUCACACAUGCAAAAAUGCGCUUCUUCAAUACAAAUCCUUCAGGUAUGAGACUGAAUUUGUUUCAACUACCUACUUGAAAAUGGUUUAAAAAAAUAUUGUUACCUAUUUCAUAAAAUAUUUCAUCAGAAAUGUCUAACUAAACUAAUCAAAUAUUAAUAACAAAAAUUAGUUCAGUGUAAGAAAAUCAAAGGUAUCUAUUUUAAUUUAAUUAAAAUAAAAGAAUGAAUGUGAUGUAUGAGGGAGUAGUAUAAUAUGUGCAAGUUUUCUUUAGACCAACAGACAUGAUUGGUAACAUUUGAAAACUUGAAAUGUUCACUCCCAUGUAACACAAAGUAUUUGCAUCACAAAUAAAUUACAGAUUUGGUUUGAUAGAAUUGAUGGGGUGGAAAAAAAAGACCUGAACAAAAUGUGUGCGGAUAGUGGGAUAGUGAAGCUACACCUGCGUCCAAAAGAAAUGCUCAAAUUCACUUUACCUUAAAAGAAGUCAAAGGUCUUGUCCCAAUGAUUCUGGUUUAGAGGGAAUCAUUUGUGUGAGAAUUUAUUCACUAAUAUGUGGCAGAAAAUGAAAUUUGUGUCUUGAAAGAACAAUGAAAUCUAAAAGAAAAAGUUAUUCAAACUUACUAGUCCUAUUACAUUGACAUUUUGAAUGGUGCAGCGACAAAUUAUAACAAUUUGAUACUCAUUUGAUAAUAAUUCUGAAAGUCCCUUUUUUCUGUGCAGACCUUUUUAGGACUUCAGAUACCUACUUGUUUAUUGUUUUGCAGAAGUGAUUGAUAUUGAUUUAUAGAUAUUUCUGAAGCAUAGUGUACAAUAUGUUUUCAAUACAUGUUACAAGUAAUGAGGAUAGUGGUUGAAAAUUGGCAAUAAACAGAACAUUGUUGAAGAAAAAUUCAUUGUAAGUAUUUGAUAACUUGUAGUGCUAUUGUUUGUUUCCAGGAAGGAUCCUAAAUCGUUUCUCAAAGGAUAUGGGUGCUGUUGAUGAGAUAUUGCCUCAGUGUAUGGUGGACACACUCCAAAUUGGAUUAGCUCUGCUGGGCAUAAUUGCAGUACUGGCAGUUGUAAACUAUUGGCUCCUUAUUCCUACUUUAGUUAUAGGAUUUAUGUUUUAUCUUAUGCGGCAGUUCUAUCUGUCAACUUCAAGAAGUGUAAAGCGUCUCGAAGGAGUCACUCGCAGUCCAGUCUUCUCUCAUAUGAAUGCAUCUUUGCAAGGCCUUACUACAAUUCGUGCCUUUGGAGCAGAAAAUAUUCUUGUCAAAGAGUUUGAUAAUCAUCAGGACCUUCAUUCAUCUGCCUGGUAUGUGUUUAUUGCUACAUCUCGUGCCUUUGGAUUUUGGCUGGAUAUAAUUUGUGUGGCAUAUAUCACAAUAGUAACUUUCAGUUUCUUAAUUAUAGGAACAAAUGUUUUUGGUGGCAAUGUGGGACUGGCAAUCACACAGGCAAUUGCUCUUACUGGUAUGUUUCAAUGGGGAAUGCGUCAGUCAGCUGAGAUGGAAAAUCAGAUGACAUCUGUGGAACGAAUUAUGGAGUACAAGAAUGUAGAACAAGAACCUCCACUUGAAUCAGCUCCAGGAAAGAAACCUCCACCUGAUUGGCCACAGAAAGGCCACAUUGUUUUUGAUCAACUGUCAUUAAAAUAUAAUGCUUCAGAAGCAGCUGUAUUGAAGAAUCUUAACUUCACUAUUAUGGCUGGAGAGAAGGUUGGAAUUGUUGGACGCACUGGAGCUGGCAAAUCUUCUCUUAUCAGUGCUCUCUUCAGAUUGGCUGAGCUGGAAGGUACCAUUUUGUUGGAUGAUGUGGAUACAGGCAGUAUUGGUCUGCAUGAUUUGCGCCAGAAAAUCUCCAUCAUCCCUCAAGAACCUGUCCUUUUCACUGGGACACUUCGUAAGAACCUAGACCCAUUUGAUGAAUUUACUGAUGCAGCCCUUCUUCGUGCUCUUGAUGAGGUGGAACUUGGUGAGAUGGUGCAUGAUCUACCAGCUGGUCUCAGCACAAAGGUGUCAGAAGGUGGCUCCAAUUUCAGUGUUGGGCAGCGUCAACUGGUGUGCCUUGCUCGCGCAAUUCUCAGAGAUAAUCGCGUGCUGGUGCUAGAUGAAGCAACAGCUAAUGUGGAUCCUCAGACAGAUGCACUUAUACAAAGGACAAUCAGACAGAAGUUUGCAUCUUGCACAGUACUUACAAUAGCUCAUCGCCUCCAUACAGUUAUGGACAGUGAUCGAGUCCUUGUAAUGGACGGCGGAUGCAUGGUGGAAUUUGGACAUCCUCAUGACUUGUUGCAAAACACUGAAGGCCAUUUCUACAAGAUGGUGCAAAUGACUGGUCGUGGAAUGGCUGAACAGCUGGCUAAAAUUGCAGAAGGAGUAAAGAAGCGGACCCCUAGUGCUUGACAAGAGAAAGUGAAGGAAGAACCAUUUCCAGAACAACAUUUGGAAUAGAAGAUUGUUUACAGUUAUUAAUACUUUCACCUCUAGUUUGUUGAACUAGCUUAGGGAAUGGUGCUUUUAUUUAUUAAAGAAAAAGAUGGAUUAUGUACAGUAGGAAACAUAAUUCUGUGAUUGGUUGUGUGAUUCAAGCAUCCUUGAGUACAUUCCAUAAACUAUUAUUUCAGUGUUCUACUUACUUUAAUUAGAUGAAAGUUUGAUCCAUGGCCUUUAUUUAAUUUUGAUUACUUUCACUUUUUGGACUAUCUUAUACUUACUGUUUAGACAAACAAACCUGUAUUUCUAUUUCUUUUUUUUUUGUUUAUAAAAGUCAUUGUGGUUAAUUUUUUAAUUAUUUUGUUUUAAAAACAAAAAUUUUUGUUUCUGAAGUGUACUUAAGAUACGAAUGGGAACAAAGACAUUUAUUGAUUGUAUUUUAAAUGAUAUCCAAAGAUGGCCUUAACUCAUUAAAUUUUUGAUGAUCUUGCCAAAGAAAAGAGAAUAGGAAGUGCACCUCAGGGUGAAAGAAACAGUAUUUUUAUAUUAAUGUAUUGUGUCCUAUUACUGUGACAUGAUGGAAUAUUAUGAAGUAUGUAUUUUUGCUGUAAUCAGCAGCUGGCCUUGUGUGUGUUUCAAAACAUUUUGUGGAAAACGGCUGCUGUUUUGUGUAACUAAUUGUAUUUAGAAUAGUUACAUAUUAUUUUGUAUUUCUUGCAGAUUAUUUAUGUUGUCAUAUGAAGCCAUUCUUGAUGAUGAAACUGAAAAAAAUUUUAUUAAAAGUAGUGUCAAGAAAAUGUUCCUAGCAAAUAGUCUUUUAUUUUAAUUGAAAAUAUUUGUUGCUUUUCCUUAUUAACACUUUUGUUUUUAACAAUUGUCAUAGUCUGGGGGAGAAUCAUCUUAGUAUACAAACAAAAUACUCAGGUUAGUUCUGUCUAAUUUUUAAUAAUUCUUGAAAUUUGAUAAUUGAAUUAUUUUUUGGAAGAAUUUUUAUUAUUAAAAUUCUCUUCAAUUUGUUUUAAUUUAAUUUCUUGUGAAAAUAUUCUGAAAUCUUUUUAAAAAAUUCAUUUUUAAUUUAUACUCCAUUCAAGCCGGCAGAUGAUUAUUUUGACUGAUUGUUAAGAGUUGACUAUUGCUAAAUCAGUUUCACAAAAUCUAUUCUUCCUCCUGAGUCAUCCAAGUGGGCUGAGGCACGGCUUUGUUUUUCUGACAGAAAUAUUGCAUACUAGUAUCUCCUUCUUUAAGCGCCACCUGUACGUGAAAAUUGCUAACCUGAAGAAGGUUCUUAACAGUCGACCAUCUACUAUUGUAAAAAAUAUAUUAUAUAAAUAAAUAUUCAAAGUUUAUUUACAGUUCAAAAAAAGUUAAUUGCAGGGGCCAUAC
Gryllus bimaculatus (two-spotted cricket) is the source of this 5982-nucleotide messenger RNA. The record is from the annotation of a GenBank genome assembly. Lineage: Eukaryota; Metazoa; Arthropoda; Insecta; Orthoptera; Gryllidae.